GUUGUGUAUGUAGUAUGUGUUAAGUGCUUUAGUUAUAUAUGAACAUAUACAUACAAAUAAAUAAGAGAAAUGAUAAAAUCUUGGCAUUUGCUUUACAAAUCAUUAGCAUCUUAUUCACAAGUGCAAAGUAUUUUGUGGUAUAACACUGGUGACAAAUUAAAAUUUUUCACACAUUUUCGGACUCAUAUAAAUUUGAAAUAUUACUCUACAACAGCCUCAAUUACUCCAUCAACACAAGUCAACAUGAGUGCAUUUAAGUUCCUUGAUUAUGACUGUAUUGGAUUUGAUUUAGACAAUACACUUUUACGUUAUAAUGUGACAAACAUGGUACACUUGAUAUAUGAAACUUUAGCCAAUUAUUUAGUUACAGAAAAGGGGUACAACCCUAAAUAUUUGUUAAAGCCAUUAGAAGAUAAAGAUUUAGAUUUUAUGCAAAAAGGAUUAUUCUUAGAUUUUGAAAGAGGAAAUAUACUUAGAAUAAAUGCUGAUGGUGUAAUUCAAAGAGCAUGUCAUGGAAGUAAUCUAUUAAGUAUUGAAGAAAUCAAAAAGAUAUACCCUGGGCAGAGAUGGGAGACUACAGAUGCUUUUUGUAAUGACAUGUUAUCCACAUGGAACGGUCCUUUAUCAAUGAAAAUGAGAAGUUUAUUAGAUUAUUUUGAUGUUUCAUCAUCUCUUAUUUUUGCAAGAUUAAUAGAUACACUUGACGAAGAACAAGGAGGACCUUUGAAUGCAUAUAAUGUUUGGCCUAAUAUGUUGGAUGGAUUGAUUGAAAUGUUUAACAGAGAUCAUCUUAAAAUGAACAGAGGAUACUUUUUUCCUAGCCUCAGAAAGAAUCCUCAUAAAUAUAUGUAUAAAUGUACUGCAAGAACUAUAACUUGGCUUCAAGAAUUAAAAAGACAUCGUAUUACUUUCCUUGUCACUGGAUCAAAUGUUGAUUUUGUUGAUUUUAAUGCUACUUAUGCUCUUGGAGAAGACUGGAAAUCUCUAUUUGAUAUUGUAAUUUGUUAUGCAAAGAAACCUGCUUUUUUCAUUGAAAAACGCCCUUUUCUUGAUAUUGUAAAUAAUGAAGAAGGUAAUAAUAUCAUAGAAAGUAAAGAUUUAAAACAAGGUGGUAUAUAUAGCCAAGGUAAUUGGAAAGGACUUACUGAAUUCCUUGAAAAUUUAUCUGGAAAGCAAAAUCCUCGUUAUGUAUAUAUUGGUGAUAAUCUUUUGCAAGAUAUUUAUGUACCAAAUUCAUAUGUACAAUGUGAUACAGUAGCUGUAAUUGAGGAACAAAUGUCUGAGGGAAUGGUUCAUCAAAACUUAUCACAUCCUGAUGAAAAAGUAUUAAAUUCAACAUUUUGGGGCUCUUAUUUUUGUUUAAAAGAUCCUAACAUUAAUAUGGACUCAUUAUGGGGACAUGUUAUAAAAAAAUACUCAAAACUUUGCAUACCUGAUAUAGAUUUAAUAGCUCAACAGCCAUUAGAAGAAUCUUACUUAUGUUUUUAUAAAGAUGGAAAGAAAUAUGAUGGAUAUUAUCCUGCAGUACCGCUUAGUAUAUCUACGUUUUAAAUUCAUAAAUUUAUCUCCAAUUUAUUAACCCCCAAACAGAAGUUUUGUAGUUUUAUGUUAACUUGCAUGCUAUAACAUAUUAGUAUCAUAUUUAUAAUAUAUUCUUAAUUCAAGAUA
Molecule: messenger RNA, 1668 nt
Organism: Bombus pascuorum
Lineage: Eukaryota; Metazoa; Arthropoda; Insecta; Hymenoptera; Apidae
Gene: Nt5a
Product: 5'-nucleotidase domain-containing protein 1
Exons: 1
Coding region: 70-1551 (493 amino acids)
Molecular function (GO): 5'-nucleotidase activity
Source: RefSeq, a predicted model, not a curated record